GCCGUGAGCCCAUCAGCUCCUUUGGCCAUCGGCCGACCUCUAAGAAGAGACGCAAGUCGCGGACGGCCUUCACCAACCAUCAGAUCUUUGAGCUGGAGAAGCGUUUCCUGUACCAGAAGUACUUGUCUCCGGCGGACCGGGACCAUAUCGCCCAGCAGCUGGGACUCAGCAACGCUCAGGUCAUUACCUGGUUUCAGAACAGACGGGCCAAGCUAAAGCGCGACCUGGAGGAGAUGAAGGCCGAUGUGGAGUCCCUGAAGAAGCUUCCGCCGCACACUCUGGAGAAGCUGGUCUCCAUGCCGGAGGUCGGAGGGGGAGAGGAGGACGAGGAAGCCGUAGGAAGAGGCUGCUCCCCGACUUCACAAGGACUUUACCCUCAAUCACCUCGGGGGUCCUCCAUGGAGCGUACCACUGACGAGUUCUCAGAGGAAGAGGAGAUAGAGGUGGAUGUCUAG
Nanorana parkeri is the source of this 455-nucleotide messenger RNA. Its product is annotated as transcription factor LBX1-like. The record is from RefSeq and is a predicted model, not a curated record. The transcript has a single exon. Gene Ontology annotation, molecular function: DNA binding; DNA-binding transcription factor activity, RNA polymerase II-specific. The annotation marks the transcript as partial. NCBI's taxonomy places the organism in Eukaryota, Metazoa, Chordata, Amphibia, Anura, Dicroglossidae. Gene Ontology annotation, biological process: regulation of DNA-templated transcription.